CAACAUCUGAACCUGGCCUCGAGAGUCGGCAGUUCCAGAUUGCUUCAUGUCGAAGAGCUUCUGAAGACGUUGGCACUUCGGCCCUGAAGCCGACUCUAUACUCCGGCCCUAUUUGGCUCGUUGCUCCAGCUCGCACCACGCGGAACGCCACAAAAUAUGGCGAACGAUGAUGAGUUCGAGGAUAGUAUAUUCGACAAUGUCAACGAAGCCGAACUAGCUGAGCUGGAGCGGCCAAAGAAACGUCGAAGGACAUCCAAAGGACCGCAGGACAACCGAGAUGAUGAUAGUAUCUUUGACGAUCUCGACGAGGCCGACCUCGCAGAGCUGGAGCGACCCACACAACGCCCGAGGACAUCUGCAGAAGUGCCAAACACCCAAGGCGGCCAAAGCCGCCUCGCGCUUGCUGAGCGCAUCCUGAAGGAACAGUUCGGCUUUCCCUGUUUUCGUCAUGAGCAAGCUGGUGCCGUCCAAAGCAUUCUCGCGGGAGACAAUGCGCUUGUCAUCUUCCCAACCGGUGCAGGCAAGUCCCUGUGCUAUCAGAUUCCUGCAAUUGCCUUUCCGGAGCUGGACAAAGUUGAUGGGCUUAGGGGACCAUCUACUGCUGGCGUCACGCUUGUUGUGUCACCGCUGAUCGCUCUAAUGACAGAUCAGGUCGAUGCCCUGAAAAAGCGCGGCCUCCCCGCCGAGAGCAUCGACUCAAGCAAGUCAUGGGAGGAUGUCCAGCGCAUCUACGCCAGCUUGCGGGAGUCGAAGUUGCGAAUUCUGUACUGCGCACCCGAACGGUUGAACAACGAGGGAUUCGUGGCAACCAUCGGGGAUAUUCCCGGAGGGAUUCGCUUGCUGGCCGUGGAUGAGGCCCACUGCGUCUCAGAAUGGGGUUACUCCUUCAGACCAGAGUAUCUGAAAGUUGCCCGCUUCGCCGACGAAGUCAAAGCUGAACGUGUUAUAUGUCUGACAGCCACUGCGACACCGAACGUCGCCAAGGACAUUUGCAAGGCUUUCAACGUCAAGGAGAGUUGCGUCUUCAAGACGUCCGUGUAUCGGCCCAACCUCGAGCUGCAUGCCAAGUCCAUCAGUGCUGGCUCCGUGCCGGCAGACUACUGGAUCAGACUUGUACUAGGGAUGCCGGAGGGCGACAAGGGAUUCAAGACGGAAAGUGACAAGAGAUUUGAAGAGUUGUUCGGUUUUCUUCGCAGCCAUCCCGGGCCGACGCUUGUCUACGUCGCACUGCAACAGCAGGCAGAAACACACGCCAACGUCCUCAAAAAGCACGGUUUCAACGCCGCAGCAUUUCAUGCCGGCAUGAAGACGGAAGAGAAACGAUUCGUUCAGGACGGUUUCAUGUCCGGUAAGAUUCAAAUUGUCUGCGCAACGAUUGCCUUUGGCAUGGGUAUCGACAAGCCAGACAUUCGCAACGUCGUCCACUGGGAUCUUGCCAACACUGUCGAAGAGUACAGCCAGCAGAUUGGCCGCGCAGGCAGAGACGGCAAGAAGAGCUAUUGCAUGUUCUACCUAGCGCCUAGCGCCUUUUACCUCCGGCAGAUCUUCGCCCGUGCGGAUCUGCCUUCACGACAGUCCCUCAAGGGCCUCAUUCUCGAUAUCCUCGGCCAAGCGCGCGAUCUCGGCGUACGGCAAGUCUUCAAGGUCAGCCACUAUCAACAGGAGCGAGAGUACGACAUCCGCGCAAGCCCGUUGUCGAUCAUCUACGCAACCCUCGAACUGCAUUUUGGGUUCUUCCGGGCCAUUACGCCGCAAUACACGACGUACAAGUUUGAGGCUAUGAAGUCGUACCACUACACGCUCAAGAAUGACAGCAGCAAGGAGGCGACGGCGAUUCUCUCAGGCGCCAAGAAGAAAGUCAAGUUCCACGACAUUGAUGUCAACGAGGUAGCUAGCCAGGCCUGUUUGACCAGAGACAAUAUCGUCAAGAAGCUCAAUCAGCUCAACGAGCGUGGCCAUGUCAAGUUGCAGACCAAAGGGCUGGAGCACAGAUACAUCAUCCUGAGGGAGCUGCCGAAGACGGAACCAGAGAUUGAGGCAGUGGUCGACAAGGUCUACGCCCAACUGCAGACGCGCGAGACGGAUGCCCUCAAUCGGGGACGGGAGGUGAUGGACCUGAUCACGGGCAACAGAUGCUUCGCCCGCGCGCUGGCCGAGCACUUUGGCAUGGGACUCCCUGGCGGCAAGCCAUCGUGCGGUCACUGCACGUACUGCUUCACCAAGCGGCCCGUGAAGCCGCCAGCACAGCCGCGAGAGGCCACGACGGCGGCGUCGAUCCAGCGUGUGCUGCAGGCGACCAAGGUGCGCGACGAUCCGCGCUUCCUGGCGCGGGUGGCAUAUGGCAUCAAGAGCCCGCGGGUCACAGAGUUGAAGCUGGACAAGUCGCCCGUCUUUCGGUCACUUGCUCACCAUGAUUUUGACGAUCUCUUGAGGGAGUUCACUAAAGCCUGCGACGCAGCACCGGCGACGAAACGGCAGGCAUGAGGGUUAAAGUGUUGAGCGUUUCGGAGUUCGAAUUGUAGGGUGAUGGAUGCCGGCACCCGAGAGUAACACAGGGACAUGGGAGUUGAGUUGGGCCUGGUGUGCUAACGGUGUUGGUUGGACUGGACGGGUUAAGAACACGGUGGAAGUUCUCCUGGUGAGUGGCGUCUCAAAGCAGGCCUUUUGUACGCUGCCACCUUUUACCUUUAUAUUGUUUGUAACGGCUAGAGUCGCAGGUAAUAUCUAGCAGACCUAUCCUGCAGCACUCUUGAUGAACUGUUCAACCAUCGCGCUACAAGAGCCUCCCGCCCCUGCAGA
Chaetomium strumarium is the source of this 2799-nucleotide messenger RNA. RefSeq names its product P-loop containing nucleoside triphosphate hydrolase protein. The transcript is spliced from 7 exons. Bases 157 to 2484 code for a protein of 775 amino acids. NCBI's taxonomy places the organism in Eukaryota, Fungi, Ascomycota, Sordariomycetes, Sordariales, Chaetomiaceae. Gene Ontology annotation, biological process: DNA recombination. Gene Ontology annotation, molecular function: nucleic acid binding; ATP binding; helicase activity. The record is from RefSeq and is a predicted model, not a curated record.